AUGGCAUCAUUUAUUCUUCAUCUUGCCAAUAUUGAUCCUGGUGUGUGUGCCAAAGGCUCCUUACAUGCAUAUAUCUCACUUGCUUUGCUUCCUGUUGCAAAGUUCAUGCACAGGAACAAGCACAUGCAUGGGGUUCUUGCAGACCACUUACUUCACCAAUGUAUUGACCUCAUUGUUGAGCUGUUGAAGCAGGCUGCCCGUCUUGGCAUUAUGAUGAGUGAUCCACAGGGUUUUAGCAGGUAUUGCUUCACCCCCCUCAUUGCUUAUGUUGCAGAUACUCUGGAGGAACUCAUAAUUGCAUGCACCACUAUGAACUCAUCACCUGUCACUAUGGCUACCUGUGGAGACUUUGGAGACCAAAUCCGACACCCUCCUCGUGAUGGAUCAUCAACCCUUGCCAACAUUGCAGCAAUUAUCACAUCUAUCUCACUGUCUGAUCUCAUUGCAUUCUUUGAGGCAUGCAAGCACUAUAAUCUAAAUGGUGUCAACUUGCCAUUCUGGAGGAAUUGGUUUGCCACAAAUCCUUCCUCCUUCCUCACUCCAGAACUACUUCAUCAUCUCCAUAAAAUGUUCUGGGACCAUGACUGUCUCUGGUGCGCAACAGUGGUUGGCUCACAAGAAAUUGAUUUUUGUUUUGUGCUGCUCCAGGUGUGCACUGGUUACUGUGCAUUCAAGGAGGGAAUCUCCACUUUGAAGCAAACCACAGGGCAAGACCAUCACAAUGUUCAAUGGUAUAUCAUUGGCGUGAUUGCUGGUGCUGCCCCUGCUGACUUCAUAUCUGCUAUUUGGGCCCUCAUGGAGUUUAGAUACCUCACUCAAGCCCCACAUUUCACUAACAAGCAAUCUAUUGUUGACGCUGGUGCUCGGCAGGGAAAAGGGGGUGGUGAUAAGCCAUGGGCAAUUCCAAAGCUCGAGUGGCUGCAGGGGGUAGUGCCCUGUUAG
Messenger RNA from Suillus paluster, 942 nucleotides. RefSeq lists its product as uncharacterized. Lineage: Eukaryota; Fungi; Basidiomycota; Agaricomycetes; Boletales; Suillaceae. The coding region runs from base 1 to 942 and encodes 313 amino acids. The record is from RefSeq and is a predicted model, not a curated record. The transcript is spliced from 3 exons.